AAUGAACUUUGACCUACAGCUGAAGAAGGCGGUUUGCAGUCCAUUCACUCCUCUCGUCGUGUCGAGGGGUUAUCAACCCUUUUAUUUUACAUACAUUUGGACCUGGUGCUGCAAUCAUAAGAUUAUACUCAGAUGUCUUGGUUAAGGAAUCUCUGCAUAAGCGCCAGCCGUUACCAUAAAGUGUGUCUCCCUUUGUUGUGCACAUGGAACCGUAAAAAUAAACCGGUAAUAUGUCAUUUUGCAUGCCUAAGAUAGUUUACACAGAACUACUGUCUGGUAUGUUGAGUUGUCAUGUCACAUUAAGUGUACCGAUUAAUGAUAUGAACUGCCUAUUUUCAUGCACUAGCAUGAUUUUAUUACUGCUUCCUACUCAGAAUUCUUAAGAUUUUAGAUGUCAAGUUAUUUGAAGGAGAAAGCAGGAAGACUGGCAGUCUAAGUAAUGAACUCUUUGGGAUGUAAAAACACCAAGGACAUAUAUAUGGACAUCUCAUGUUGUAUUAUCUCACAUAACUACUUCGUGGAAUGCAGUUGGUCAACAUAUUUACCAGUCCCAGUACCCUUCCCCUAUGAUCAAUUUCUCUUAAGAACUUGGGACUAACUUUGGUGAAUUUUUGCUAUGACCCAACUUUGCUGACAAGUAUAUACUAAUGACUGCCUUCCACGCGUUUUUUUUUCUUCAAAAUUUCCCUACAUUUUUUUGCCUGCAUUCAAGCUUUCACUACAUAUUUUUCUCCAAAAGCUUUUGUUUUAAGAAUGAUAAAUGACUUCAUUUUAGGACCUACUGGUUGUAAAUAGUCAGAAACCCACUUACCUUUCUUUAUCAAUGUUAACGACUCUCAAGAUUCUCAUACACAGUCCAAGACUAGUCAUAGAAAGAAAGCCUAGCUUAAAUAUGCUUUCUGUUAUAACCACUCAUUUAAGUUCUUAUUUCAUUAUAUUUCACAGAGUUCCUUACUUCACAGUAGCCAAGGUCCGUUUUACUUUUUUGGGACGCAAAAAUAAUCUUGGUUAGCAGUUUCAUUUUGGAAUCUUUUACAGGUCUAAUUGCGAUGGUCAGGUGUCCUGUAGAUAUACUCAAGAACUCAACAAUAUGACUGAAAUCCGUCAAAUGCUGUUUCCUAAGGUUUCAAAGGAGUACAUUAAUUAGAGAUAAUCCAUAAGAUAGAGCCCUCUCAUAUUCCUUUUCGUAAUUGUACUAGUGUUAAAUUUCAGAUUAUUGAAGCUCUUUUUUGUUUUGUCAUAUACAUUUAUUAAUUUCGUCAACAUUUUAGACUCACGUCAUGCCACCAAUCGAUGGGACUUCACAGUGGCUACGAAAGACUAUCGAAUCGGCUGCUGUGUUAGUAUUCAGCAAAACAGGAUGCCCGUUUUGUAGAAAUUUGAAGCAAAUUUUAGCUGAGGAAAAAAUCAAGCAUGCAACAAUCGAACUAGACCAGUUACCUAAUGGUCCAGCUAUUCAAAAGUCAUUAUAUAACUUCUCAAAAAUCGAGACAGUUCCUCAAGUAUUUGUUAGAGGCAAAUUCAUCGGGGAUUCUCAAACAGUUAUAAAAUACCGCAAUAAUAACGAGUUAGCGGCGAUUGUCAAUGAAAACAAGUAUGACUAUGACUUAAUAGUUAUUGGUGGAGGGUCUGGGGGACUUGCUGCAGCAAAGGAGGCAGCGAAAUAUGGAGCUAAAACAGCUGUCCUAGACUACGUAGAACCAACUCCUUUGGGUACGACUUGGGGCUUGGGAGGAACUUGCGUGAAUGUCGGAUGCAUUCCUAAGAAAUUGAUGCAUCAAGCUGGGAUCCUCAGUCAUUGUCUGGAAGACGCUCACCAUUUUGGAUGGGAUGUAGACAGAUCCAAAAUUUCUCAUAAGUGGUCUACCAUGGUAGAAGGAGUCCAAAGUCAUAUUGGUUCUCUGAAUUGGGGCUACAAAGUUGCACUUAGAGACAAUCAAGUUACAUAUUUAAAUGCACGCGGUGUUUUAUUAGGUCCUCAUGAAGUGCAGAUUACAGAAAGAAACAAGAAGGUGUCUACGAUAACUGGAAACAAAAUUAUUCUUGCUACGGGUGAACGGCCGAAAUAUCCAGAAAUACCUGGGGCAGUUGAAUAUGGAAUUACAAGUGAUGAUCUUUUUUCUUUACCAUACUUCCCCGGUAAGACACUUGUUGUGGGGGCGAGUUAUGUCGCUCUAGAAUGUGCUGGUUUCCUGGCUAGUUUGGGUGGUGAUGUUACUGUUAUGGUUCGUUCCAUUUUACUGCGUGGUUUUGAUCAACAAAUGGCUGAAAUGAUUGGCGACUAUAUGGAGAAACAUGGAGUCAAAUUUGCAAAGCUAUGCGUACCGGAUGAGAUAAAACAAAUAAAGCCGGUGGAUAUUGAAAAUAAUAAACCUGGGCGUCUGCUUGUAAGAGCUCAUUAUACAGAUGGAAGAAAGUUUGAAGAAGAAUUUGAAACGGUUCUCUUUGCUGUUGGUCGCGAACCACAGUUAUCGAAGCUUAAUCCUGAAGCCGUUGGAGUUAAACUGGAUAAAAAUGGUCGAGCUGUCUGUGAGGAUGAUGAGCAAACCACUGUCAGUAACAUUUAUGCUAUUGGAGAUAUCAACGCGGGCAAACCACAACUAACCCCGGUGGCUAUUCACGCCGGACGCUAUCUAGCUAGACGAUUAUUUGCUGGAGCAACUGAACUUACAGACUAUACCAAUGUAGCCACAACUGUUUUCACUCCGUUAGAAUAUGGUGCUUGUGGGAUGAGUGAAGAGGAUGCAAUUGAGAAGUUUGGUGAUGACGAUAUUGAGGUAUACCAUUCCCAUUUCAAACCUUUAGAAUGGACUGUAGCUCAUCGUGAAGAUAAUGUUUGCUAUGUGAAACUUGUGUGUCGAAAGUCUGAUAAUAUGCGUGUAUUAGGUCUACAUGUUUUGGGUCCUAAUGCUGGCGAAAUAACUCAGGGGUAUGCUGUCGCAAUCAAAAUGGGUGCUACAAAAGCCGAUUUUGACCGUACUAUCGGUAUUCAUCCAACAUCUUCUGAGACAUUUACUACUUUACAUGUAACGAAGAAAUCGGGCGCUUCUGCAGCUGUAACUGGUUGCUGAGGUUAAUUCCCCACUGAAGCCUUAUCUUCCUGUUCCUUCUAAUUAGAUGGAACAAUUGUGGAAGGUUAUACGGGCAUUAGUGGGGUGAUAUAAAUUCUUACUAUAUGUUAUAUAACUUAUUUUCUUCUGAACGUGCCUUUGUAUGAUCCGAAUUCUCAGAAACCUAGUUCUGUUUCAGAACACUGAGUUUUUGGUGAUGUUAUGGCACUGAGAUGAAGAAAACUUUAUUUUUGUUCGUAUUAAUGUUAGACUUGUUGGUCAGCAGAAUUUGUAUGUAUGUAUUUGAAAACAACUGUGUAUUCACUUUCUUACCAUCUUAGUUUCUAAUCAGAUAGACUGUUUUCCUUUCACACCAUUUUUCAAAUAUGAAUUUGUGACUUUCAAAUAAAAAUGAAGUACAUAAAUCAGUAUUGUUCUAAUUUUCAUGUUAAAUCGUUGUCUGCAUUUCUAUACUCCUAGUAAUUAAAUUAUGUGACCUGAAUAUUUGGUUUAGUCACUAGUAGUUGCUUUCGAAUCUGUCGGCUAAAAACAUGCACCCUAUUAGUUUCCAUGACAGGGGAAUAAUAACGGUUGGUUUAUUUUCACAUUUUGUAAAAACAUACCUUUUAUAAAUAUUGGUCUAAUUCACUCAUUGUAACCCUUCGUUACGUGUGAAAAAAGACUACGUUGGGUUUCAUUAUAACUAUAAAACCUUACGAAGAAGUUAUCGAAGCUAAUAUUACUUGUUCAUUAAUCAGUCUCUUGGAAUUUUCAAUGGGUAUUCUCUAUUUAUGAAAGUGUAAAUUCAUCCUACGCAAUGUGUUCUUCUUGAUUUUACUAAGUUAUUUUGGAGGAAUAAUUGUGUGAAAUGUAUUAUUUUCAUUUUAAAUUAUUUUUCCCAUAAAUGCAAUUAUUUGCGUAUACACAGAAAUUUCAAACAAGCCAUGUUUGUGCCAACGUCAGUAAUGAGAUUAUGCUUUGAAUAAAAUUUACUCAC
Trichobilharzia szidati is the source of this 4047-nucleotide messenger RNA. The record is from the annotation of a GenBank genome assembly. Lineage: Eukaryota; Metazoa; Platyhelminthes; Trematoda; Strigeidida; Schistosomatidae.